Messenger RNA from Cydia amplana, 1029 nucleotides. RefSeq lists its product as uncharacterized. Gene Ontology annotation, cellular component: integrin complex; external side of plasma membrane. Gene Ontology annotation, molecular function: integrin binding. Bases 7 to 1029 code for a protein of 340 amino acids. The transcript is spliced from 8 exons. The record is from RefSeq and is a predicted model, not a curated record. Gene Ontology annotation, biological process: cell adhesion mediated by integrin; integrin-mediated signaling pathway; cell-cell adhesion. NCBI's taxonomy places the organism in Eukaryota, Metazoa, Arthropoda, Insecta, Lepidoptera, Tortricidae.
GGGACCAUGCUUCAGUCUGCGUGUGCCCUGCUGUUGUCUGCCCAUUUAGCGGCGGCACUGUUUUAUCACGAGUUAUCUGCGGUUGAUCUGAAGGACGAUAAAAUAAACAGUGCUUAUGGAUUCAGCUUGGGAUAUCAAACGGAUGAUGCGAGACUAGUUAUCGGCGCACCACUCUAUAAUACAGACGGAAAAGUGUAUCAUUGCUCUGUAAAGGACAUCAAGAAUAAGAAAUGCAAUGAUCCCGUACAUAUUGACUUUAAAGGGAUAUCGAACAGAACUGUGAAUCCAGAUCAGCAUUUUUACCUGGGUGCCUUAAUAGCUGCAAAGAAAAAUGGUUUUGUGGUAUGUGCGCCGCUAAGAACCGCAUAUUUUGGUAAUAUCGAUCUACAUACAAAAACUAGCGCGGCGUUUGGUGCCUGCUUCAUUUACGAUAAUAUUGAAAAAACACCAAAACCAUGGUCUCUUAACUCCAAUAUAAGUAUUUCAGCUCUAUGGGUAGAAGGAGGUGGCGGCUGGAGCACGCUAGUGGAUGACAAGGAUAGAGUCAUAAUAUCCCAACUGUUUGAGGAUAAGGCUGCGUUGUGCAGCCAAACGCCAAAAGCAGAGAAUUACUCGGAAUGUUUUAAACCUCAAGAACUGAGCCUGGCGACGACAUACGGUCAAGCUAUAACGUUUGGAGAUUAUUUUUCUGAAAAUAAAACAUGCUAUGCUUUUAGCGUUAACUCUAUAGGAAUGGAGAAAGGCUAUAUUGAUUUCUUCUCUAACGAUCCUCUACAUGCCUUUGCUCCAGGAUUAGACUGCCCUCGCAGACUGAACGACAAGACUGACAGCGUAGGCAGCAUGUUCGGCGCGGCGCUCUGCAGCGCCGACGUCACUCGUGACGGUCACGCCGACCUGAUCGUCGGCGCGCCGGCGCAGCACCGCUGGGCCGCCGACUACGACACCGGCGCGACGCACAUUUAUUCUAAAUCGGUCAGUGUUUUAGAGUGUGAGAGAUAUAAUCAUGUUAGACAGAGACUGAGAGCGUAG